Messenger RNA from Opisthorchis viverrini, 4649 nucleotides. RefSeq lists its product as hypothetical. Gene Ontology annotation, molecular function: clathrin-cargo adaptor activity. The record is from RefSeq and is a predicted model, not a curated record. NCBI's taxonomy places the organism in Eukaryota, Metazoa, Platyhelminthes, Trematoda, Opisthorchiida, Opisthorchiidae. Gene Ontology annotation, cellular component: AP-2 adaptor complex; synaptic vesicle. Gene Ontology annotation, biological process: synaptic vesicle endocytosis; clathrin-dependent endocytosis; regulation of endocytosis. The transcript is spliced from 3 exons. The coding region runs from base 554 to 3796 and encodes 1080 amino acids.
UAUACGGUCAUUCGAGCUAGACAAAACCUAAUCAGGGGUUUGAUCCUACAGGCCUCUGCCAUCCGACCCGGAUCCCAAUUUUCCUUUUCGGAAGCACCUUGAGAAAAGUAUUGUCCCCAACCCCAAAAAGGCGAUCCAACGUAUUAUUCGAGGGGAGACCAAAGCUGAACGUAGGCAGAGGAAGGAACAAGACGAACUCAAUCGUCUUCUCAAGAGCAAAGCUGACACAGACGUAAAGCCAGUCGACACACAUUCCAAAGACUGGGAAUUCUUCCAAGAAUUAACUGCUCAAAUUGAACAUACAGUUCAAGAAAGUGCCUCGAAAGUUAAGGUUCUACUUCCAUCUAAACCCCAUCCGCUCGAAGAAGACGACGACGACGAGGAGGACCAGACAGAGGACUGGGCCCACUUCGACAGCGCUUUCGGAUCAGAAACAGAGCCGGCUGCCGUGCAAACGUUCAACCCUUGGGAAGAUAAAAUCGAACCUUCAGAAGUCAGUGAGGAAUUCAAUUUAGAGUCAGAAGGGAUAGAUGCUGUGCUGCAUGAUGGUGAUAUGACAGACACGCUGGUUCAAAUAUCGGAUGAACCGGAACGCUCUGGUCUAAACGAAGAGGAACACCAGAGCAUCACUGAUCUAGAACGCGAUCUCGGUACUGAGGUCGUUUCAGAGGACACAGCAACUGGGCUAACAAAGGAUAUCGACACAUUCCUAGGAAUUGAAGCAGCAAACGAACCAAAUAAUCAAAAACCCCUCAGUUCUGACCCACUGCAGAUAUUGGAGUGCCUUAAGCCAAAAACCGAAGUAGAUCCUUUGGAAGAGCUAGGGCUUGAUUUAAGUCCCAGUACUGGCAUGGCCACCGACGUUGUCGACGACCCGAGAGAUCUAGCUCUUGCCGAUUUCACUUCUGAUGUACAGCAAGAGAGUGACCACAGUCCAGCAGAGUCCCUAGAUUCUUCAGGACCAAACCAAAUUCAGCAGUCUGAUACGAAUCCGCUGAGUGAUGAUGCUGAAAUGAACGCACAUGAGAUCCAGUAUGUAGACACCUCGUCUAAAAAACAGGCAAUUGAACUUCCUUACCAAGAAGAUAUGGACCGCAGCGACGUAGAAGAUUCUACCGCAGUUGAUGAUGUACUCUGGGGUGGAUUUGGCGAGAUUCACGUGGAGCCUAAUGGCCAUGUAGGAGCGGAGCCCGAUCCUUUUGGAUCAGACGAUUUUGGGUCUGCUGUUGUGAACUCUGGGAACGGUGCACAGCCUGGAUCCAAAAAGGAGGCAAAUCUGUACGAGCAACCAAGUAAAGACGCGAUUCGUCCACGUGCCAAACCGGUUAGACAAGAAACACUUUCCGGAAAUAACCCUUUCAGGAAACGAACCAGUGAGGAUAACGAACCGGACGAUGAACUGCUAAGAGCGGCUGCUUCAAUCGGAUUAAUAGGUCUUCAACACCCAGUCCGAAAGCAUCGUGACAGUUUUGAGAGUUCUGGCAGUUCAGUUGCUGAUGACAAACUGGGAAAUGAACAAAGUUUGCAAGCCGCGGGUGAAAGUACAGAAGAGGGCCCUACUGACGACGUUGACCAUAUUGAAAACGCUAAGGUACCAACACACGGUUUCGAUCCACUGCAAACUAUCUAUCCGGAAAGCGAUAAUGAAUCUGUAGCUUCAGAGGAACAAACCCAAACAGAAAGUCAAGCUAUCUCAAUCACAAUCAAAGAUAAGCCUGAAGUUUUGAACGGAGAUCAAACUAGAAACUCCCCUGAGGUGCCUACUCUUACAGCUCCUCCACGUCCACAACCAGUUGCAGCUGAGUCGAAAAAAGUCGAAUCGGAAUUGAUUUCACUAGAUGCGGAGGCGGCAGACGAGCCUGUGGCAAGACAUCCGACUCCUGUUGGGUGGGUGAAUUUUAAUUCGGAAUCUGCCGAGAUCCUGGAUGAAACGGACAAACAAUUAGUUCCCGCUGAGAUGACCUUUGAGGUAGACUGGUCUGCCCCGGUCAUGCCACCCCAAAGAACCGAACCGGAACCUCCGCGCCCAGAUACCCCAGAUCCGGAGUUGGACAUACCAUUCUAUCCUAUAGCAAAAGAUGGUGCAUUUUAUCGACUCUGGUUACGUUAUCCAGAAAAAAAGACAAGAAUAAAGCAAGUGAGUAAAUACACUACUGAUCGUUAUUGGCGGGAGAUUGCCAUCUGUUUUCGUAUGGAGCAUGGACGGAAGGUUAUUAACCUGCAUGAAAUUGAUGACAAGUCUGAUGUAAUUGCCUCUGAACCUUAUCGAUCCAUUCGUAUUGAACCGUAUAUGCAAUUAUCGCGCGAAAAAUUGCAACAAUAUGACAAGUAUGGAAAACUGCACGUGUUCAAAUUGAACCAUGUUACGUAUCGCGAAAUGGUUGGUAUAAGACCUGAGAAGUUUUCCAUAAAAAGUCUUCAAAAUUUGGUUACCCAUAAACCCAAACAGAACGUAGCUGUGGAUCACUUACCAGUCUACACGGAAAUUCUCAAAUUUGGUUCUCUUGAUCAGAAGAAAAUACGCGAACUCAUGUGCGUAUUCGAAGAUGCACUGAUGCAAAUUCCCGCACACAAAGACACCUCACUGACAUAUAAUCGUGAGGAGGUGUGCUGCUACGUUGUAGAUGAAUACCAAGCCCAUGUAUCUGCUGAAGGAAUCAUCAAAGAACAGAAGGCUCGUACCAGAAUUCUGUGUACUGCAUUUGUGAACGGUGGUCCCCAUAUUGUCCUUGGUUUGAACGAUAAGUGGCGUUAUGGUAGAGAAGUAGUUCGACGAUCAGACAUACUUCCGGUGAUGCAUGAUGAAUGGAUCAGCAUACGCUGUCCUGAGUUUCACUCAUGUGUGGAAUUGGAUGCCUACGAGGUUGAUCAUAUGCUUAAAUUCUUUCCACUGGACGGAUGUCGUUUUGAAUUGCUUCGAUUCCGAGUUAGUCUUCGAGGGAAUAAGGAGCUCCCCAUGCAAGUUAGAACAACUUAUGGGAUCGAUGGCCGCCGUGUGUCAAUGCGCUGUGAACUUCUGGUCCCAGGAUUUUUCAGUGCAAGCAACCGAAAGGGGGCGGUCGCUUGUGAGAAUGUUGAAAUUCAUAUCCCAGUCCCCGAAGAUUGGAUUUAUCAUUUUCGGGUGGAGAAACAUCACAAGUACGGAUCGGUUCAUUCAACCUUGCGUAAACCCGGACGAAUCAAGGGAUUGGAAAGGAUUACCCAAAUGGCACAGAGCCUACUUCCACCAAGCAUUCUCGAAGCUAGCAUUGGUUUGGCCAAAUAUGAACAUUUGUACAAGGCUAUUGUAUGGCGUAUACCGCGUAUACCAGAAAAGCACGAAGCCUCUCUCCGGCCACACUUGUUGACCUGCAAGCUGACUCUGGCUCAACAUGACACCGUGCCUGAAUGGGACACCUUGGUCCCGGACUGUCAGGUGGAAUACACAAUGCCCUCGAGCACCGUUUCUGGGGCUACAGUACGUUCAGUCAGUGUGGAACACACGGGGGUUGCAGAGAAAUUCGUCAAGUACACAUCCAAGUACAAAUACACCGUGGACAUUGAUUAUCAUCUUGGUGAACGUAAAGAACCUCCCCUGAAAAGUAUGCUUGAUGACCAGGACUCGCCAGUAGAACAAGCAAUCGAAGAACCACCACAGGUUCAGACCCCCGUAGAUGAAGAACAAGUCGCGGAACCACAAGGAACUGAAGUGGCAGACUUGUUGGGACUUGGCCUCGGUUUUUCCGAUCUUUCAGACAAUCAGACGACAGAUGUUAAAGAACCUCAGGAAACUCCUGGGAGUGCUGACCUCCUCUAGCAUACAUAAUCACACCGAAUUUAUGCACAUGCACAAAGAUACCGCCCUUCAAUCAAGCCCCCGGUGGUGACCGCGCCCUCAUCGAUCGAUAAAUCACUUUCCAUCUUCUUCGUUCAGCAACGUUUUAUAACUUUUAUCCAUGCUACGAGUAAUCGUUCCUGUGUAAUUUCAUAAUUAUCUGUACAUAACACCCAGUGACGUUCCCUUUUCCUUGAGUUGCGCAGUCAGUGAAUUCGGACUUCUGCACUGUGCAUCAUUGCCAUUGGUCUGCUUGGUGCCAAUCUUAUAAUUUGCUUUAUCAUACUUCCGAUCCAAAGAUCACUCUUCAUUUUGAUUAACAUGUGGUGUGCUACCUCGGGAAACCCCGGUCUCUCACAUGCUCAUACAGUCUGUCCAUUCUUUUCCUUCCUGUAUUUAAUCGUACUCUUGUUCUUGACCAAGUUGUGCCCCUGCGCACUAGUCACAACCGUUGAUUGAAGUGGUCCCAGGCGAAGCCCCUUCUGUGAUACCCUGUAUCAUUUACCCGUUGAUUGGUGAGCGAGACCCACCUACACACUUUUUUGUUCUAAAGCACUCACUCAUUGAGAUCACAAAAGCCAAGUGGUUGUUUCUGAUAGCUUGCAACUUUAUUUAUUGCAAAAUAUGCUUGGAUUCACUGUAACCGUCAUCAGUGAGGUUUUUGUUCCUCCGAUUGAGGCCAGACUGAGGCUACCAUACCGAGGACGUUAUUCAUUACUGCCUUAUAUCGAUAGUUGUUGUAUCGAACCGGAUUGCUGCAGUUUUGCAGGAAUAUAGCGGAAAGUUUACUUCGAGCCUUGCUGCAUUACCUCAUGCUGCAGUCAGUAUCCUUAUA